Penicillium cosmopolitanum is the source of this 936-nucleotide messenger RNA. RefSeq names its product cinnamoyl-CoA reductase. The record is from RefSeq and is a predicted model, not a curated record. The transcript is spliced from 6 exons. Gene Ontology annotation, molecular function: oxidoreductase activity, acting on the CH-OH group of donors, NAD or NADP as acceptor. NCBI's taxonomy places the organism in Eukaryota, Fungi, Ascomycota, Eurotiomycetes, Eurotiales, Aspergillaceae. Bases 1 to 936 code for a protein of 311 amino acids.
AUGGAUGAUAAAGCAUACGCUCUCCCUCCGAGGUCUCGAGUGCUUGUGACCGGAGCGAACGGCUACCUCGCUUCACAGAUAAUUGAUCUAUUGCUUAGUCGUGGGUAUCUUGUACGCGGGCAAGUGCGUCAACAUCGACAAUGGCUAGAUGAGCAUUUCAAGGGCAAGUAUGGCGAUCUCUUCGAGUCUGUCGUCCUAUCUGAAUUAGAUGAUCGCGAGGGCAUAGCUCCUUUGCUAAACGAUGUAGCCGGCGUGAUUUUGGUGGCAAUGGACAUGUCCUUUGAAGAUGACCCGACCAUCGUCGAGAAAACAGUGAAAAGAACUCUGACUUGGCUCGAAGUCGCUGCGGAAUCACCCCUAGUCAAACGUGUAGUACUGACGUCCUCUGCCUCUGCAUAUUCAUUCAACGAUGCGGCUGUUGCUGCUGUCCAGAACAACACACCUGAGAUCCCAGAAGAAGCAGUGAAAUGGGUGGAGAAUCACAAGCCCUCUUUUGUUCUUAAUAGGGUUGUGCCUUAUUGGUGUCUCGGCCCUCGCGUUCACCCCGAGGCUGGUGGACCGAUGGGAAGUAUGGGCAUGACAAGUGCACUUGUGAAGGGUUACGGGGACUUCAUGUAUAUGUUCCCACCCAUGUGGUACGUGAGUGUCAAAGAUGCAGCAUAUCUCCACAUUGCCGCUCUUCUUCAUCCAGACAUAAAGUCGGAACGCAUUUUUGCUAUGGCAGCACCAUUCAACUGGACUGAAGUUGUGGAGAUCAUUCGCAAAAUUCAACCGGAUAACCAUAAGAUUCCCAGUCCACCAGCCGACGAAGGCCGCUGUCUGCACGAGUUUGUGGAGGCCGGCAGGGGAGAGAAGCUUUUACAAGGGUUUUGUGGACAGCCUGGCUGGACGUCGUUAGAGGAUUGCCUCGUUGCUGGCUUGCCAACAUACGAGUGA